Molecule: messenger RNA, 831 nt
Organism: Synchytrium microbalum
Lineage: Eukaryota; Fungi; Chytridiomycota; Chytridiomycetes; Synchytriales; Synchytriaceae
Exons: 4
Coding region: 1-831 (276 amino acids)
Biological process (GO): spindle assembly; regulation of microtubule polymerization or depolymerization; protein localization to microtubule plus-end
Cellular component (GO): spindle midzone; cytoplasmic microtubule; microtubule plus-end
Molecular function (GO): microtubule plus-end binding
Source: RefSeq, a predicted model, not a curated record
AUGACGAUGGGAGAAUCACGAACAGAAUUGCUCACUUGGUUGAAUGACUUGCUACAGCUUGGGUAUACAAAGGUCGAGCAGUGCGGCACAGGUGCUGCCCACUGCCAGAUCCUAGACUCCAUAUUCAGAGAUAUCCCCGUGUCCAGAGUGAAAUUCAACACGCGACAAGAAUACGAAUACAUCCAAAACUUCAAAAUUCUUCAAAACGCAUUCGACAAGCAUAAGAUUGAUAAUGCUAUUCCUGUUGAACGACUCGUAAAGUGCAAGUUUCAAGAUAAUAUCGAAUUCCUGCAAUGGAUGAAAAAAUACUGGGAUCAAUAUUAUCCAGGAGGCAGUUACGACGCACUUGCUAGAAGAAAAACUGGCGGAGUAGAUUCCGGUCCAGCACCUAUAACCUCAAAUGGAGCUACUCGCUCAACCGUCGCCAUCAACCGAUCUGCAGUACCAGCUCCUGCUUCCAACGGAAUGAAAAAGUCACCAUCAAACCCAUCUGUAGAUCCAUCACCAAAACCCUCCAAAUCCAUGAUGUCUCAAUCUGCUCAACCUACUCGAAUAGCCGCCGCUUCCUCAAACGGAACUGGCGGUCUAUCUGGUAGAGAACGAGCUGAAUUGGAAGCUGAAUAUCAACGGACUGUCAAUGACUUGACUCAACAAGCUCUUGAGCUCAAGUUGAAUGUAGAGCAGGUCGAAAAGGAACGUGACUUCUACUUUGGAAAAUUACGUGAAAUCGAAAUGUUUGUCCAGUCCUUGCUCGAAGGUGAAGGUGUCUCUGGUGAUAUCGAAGGUCGUUUGAAGGAAAUCCAAGCUAUCAUGUACAAGACUGAAGAGUAA